Molecule: messenger RNA, 678 nt
Organism: Colletotrichum paranaense
Lineage: Eukaryota; Fungi; Ascomycota; Sordariomycetes; Glomerellales; Glomerellaceae
Exons: 1
Source: RefSeq, a predicted model, not a curated record
CUAAACCCACCCCUCCUCGAACGCCACUUAACCCACUGUCUGGCCCGGUCGUUUCCCUCUCGCCUUACCCGUCGCUCACCCAGACUCGACCUUCGACUCGUCCUGUCUUCUCUCUCACAACUGCCUCGGUGUAGUGUAGCCGGGCAGUCCUCUCUCGCUCAUCAGCACUGCCAUCUCGGCCUCUUCCUUGUGAUAUCUUUGAAAAGAAAAGAAAAGGUGCGACGCAUACACUACGACAACAACGGACGCAUAGCGGCGAAGUGGUUGCCGCCUACAUCUCGGAGCUCUCCUCGAGUCGGCCAACGGCGCAAUCUUGGAAUCCACCUCCAGUGCUCCAGCACCUCCUCGACAGCUCCCCCGAGCUCGAAACUGUGGGCAUUAUCCUGCGCCAUCUACUCUACUUCAGUACGUGCGCUUCUGGCAUCCCACAACUCCUCCAACGUUUUCUCUCAAACCCCUACGCCUCAGUCGCCGCUUGCCCAUAGCUUUCUUAUUGCUCAACAAGUAACUAGGAUUCUGAGAGCCUCCACAUUCUGCUUGCUUGUGCAAGAUACCCGGCCCUUGGGUUUUGGCCACCAUCCUGUCGGUAACUCGUCACCUUCCUUGUGCUGCUAUUCCACGCCUUUCUCUUUUUACUGCCCGGAUCUCAUGAUAGCCGUUUCCUUCCUUCUUCCAUAA